Messenger RNA from Candoia aspera, 515 nucleotides. Its product is annotated as small ribosomal subunit protein uS14. Gene Ontology annotation, cellular component: ribosome; cytosolic small ribosomal subunit. Gene Ontology annotation, biological process: translation. Gene Ontology annotation, molecular function: structural constituent of ribosome; zinc ion binding. The transcript has 3 exons. Bases 84 to 254 code for a protein of 56 amino acids. Lineage: Eukaryota; Metazoa; Chordata; Lepidosauria; Squamata; Candoiidae. The record is from RefSeq and is a predicted model, not a curated record.
CCUGCGCCGCCCGGCUGCCCUUUUCUUCCCCCUCUUCCUUUUCCGCAGCGGCGCGCGAGGAGCAGGCGAGCCGGGGCAGCGCCAUGGGCCACCAGCAGCUCUACUGGAGCCACCCCAGGAAGUUCGGGCAGGGCUCGCGCUCCUGCCGAGUGUGCUCCAACCGUCACGGGCUGAUCCGCAAGUACGGCCUCAACAUGUGUCGCCAGUGCUUCCGCCAGUACGCCAAGGACAUCGGCUUCAUUAAGUUGGAUUAAAUGCCUGUCUACAGAAGUGGCUUGAGGAGACUGGCAAGAUGGAAUAUUUGGCUGGAUGAGCUGUUCUUGCUAUCCUUAUCAAUGUGUACAUUAAAAGGGAGGGGGUUGUCCACUCUGACUCUCAAAUAUUGUAAUUUCUGUUUGUUAAUGCUGACAUCAAAAUUAUAUUUAUAUGAUGGUCAUAUUUAACACCGCUUGACCUCCAAAGUCUGUCUGGUUUCUUUUGAUUCUUUAAUAAAAUGCAGUUGUUCCUCAAAUAUA